AUGUCAUCAGAACCCCAACAAAUCAUAAAAGAAUAUCAAUCCUUCUUUCACUCAAUCCAACAAUCCCCAAAUGAUCCACAAGUAUUGAAAAUCAUCACAUUAGAAAACAUUGAAAUGGAUGUAGAAUUUUCAAAUAAUGGUUGGAUUUUCAAUAAUUUUGAAAUUUUUGAAAUUUUUGAAAAUGGAAUGAUGUUGAAGAGUGAAGGUUUUAAAAGAAAAUUUCAUGAUGUGUUGUAUGAGAAGUUGAUAUUAGAGGUCAUUUCAAUUGAAUUCGUUAAAGGAUUGUUCAUGACUUCAAUCAAAUCUAAUAAACCUUCAAGUAUCAAAGAUCUCAAUGGAUUGUGA
Messenger RNA from Hansenula anomala, 345 nucleotides. RefSeq lists its product as uncharacterized. The transcript is spliced from 2 exons. Bases 1 to 345 code for a protein of 114 amino acids. NCBI's taxonomy places the organism in Eukaryota, Fungi, Ascomycota, Saccharomycetes, Phaffomycetales, Wickerhamomycetaceae. The record is from RefSeq and is a predicted model, not a curated record.